Messenger RNA from Lathyrus oleraceus (garden pea), 609 nucleotides. RefSeq names its product small polypeptide DEVIL 13. Lineage: Eukaryota; Viridiplantae; Streptophyta; Magnoliopsida; Fabales; Fabaceae. The transcript has a single exon. Gene Ontology annotation, biological process: negative regulation of cell population proliferation. The record is from RefSeq and is a predicted model, not a curated record. Bases 142 to 456 code for a protein of 104 amino acids.
UCUUUCCUAUCAACAUAUUAUUGCUCUUUCUCCACUCUCACUCUCACAAACACACUCUCAGACACAAAGUUCCAUAGCUAGUUAUAGUAAUAGUAAUAGAUAUAUUUAUUAUAUAUUACUUGUCCUUUAAUUGUUUUUGUAAUGGAUGAAAAGUGGAAGCUAUCAAAGAAGGAAAAAAGCUCAGCCUCAUCAACCAAAUCAUCAAUAUUCUCAAGAAGCUGUUCAACAAGAGGCUCUACUUCAAAGUCACCACUACUUUCAAAGAGCUUAUCACAAAAGUGCUCUUCUACUUCCAAUAACAGCAACAAUAAUAAUCUUCCUAGAAGCUAUUCACAGAAGAGUCCAUCCAUAGGUAAGAAAUGUACCAAUAUAGCAAAAGAACAGAAAGCAAGAUUUUACAUCAUGAGGAGAUGUGUAGCUAUGUUAGUUUGUUGGCACAAACAUGGAGAUAAAUAGUAGUAGUGAUUUUCAAGAACAAGUCUUGUUACUUACUCAGAUCCCCUUUUCAGUGAACAAUUUUGAAGGAAUCUUAUUUUGUUUUUAUUUGUCUUUUCAAAUUGUAAUUAUGAUUUAUCUAUAAGAUUUGCACAUUUGCAAAUAUUAUCUUCA